This is a messenger RNA of Contarinia nasturtii (swede midge), 1257 nucleotides long. It is a transcript of the gene Spag1, whose product is annotated as sperm-associated antigen 1. Gene Ontology annotation, cellular component: cytosol; mitochondrion. The coding region runs from base 1 to 1155 and encodes 384 amino acids. The record is from RefSeq and is a predicted model, not a curated record. Gene Ontology annotation, molecular function: heat shock protein binding. The transcript has 6 exons. NCBI's taxonomy places the organism in Eukaryota, Metazoa, Arthropoda, Insecta, Diptera, Cecidomyiidae.
AUGAAUGAAAAAAAAUCGUUGCUGGAAAAAUAUUCGAUACCAAUAGAAAACUUGGAUUUUGAUUAUCUAAGUAAAUGUCAAAACAUUUCCGAGUUGGAGAAGAUCAUUGAAAUAUUGAAAUCGGGUGAAGAAGGAUAUUAUCCAGAUUUAACCAAAUUUGCUGAAGCUACGCUUAAAGCAUUGGAUCCCAAUAAUCGAGUGCUUCGGUCUGAAGUGGAAUGUCAACGAACCAGCAUGGACGAACGCCAACAAAUCAAUGACUUUGUGCAGAGUAUUAAAGUCAAGAACGGUAAAAUACGCGAUCAAUCAAAUUUCGAUAACAAUUUAGAUGAUGCAUUACCUCCAAUUCGGAGCAUGAUUGAAGUGUCAGAAAUUCAAGAUGCUGCCAAAAGCAGAGACAAACGAAUUACUUCUACCGAUUAUAAUCGAUGGGAUAAAUUCGAUGCAGACACUGAAUGUCUAAAGAUUGAAUUGGCUGAAGAGCAAAUGCGAGAAAAAAUGUCGAUGGACCAAAAACGACAGCAACAAGUACCAAAAUUAAUCGAAAUUUUACCAGAAACUACGGUGCACGAGCAAAUGAGCGAUGUUGAAAAACAUGAAUUCGCCGAUAAACAUCGAAUCAAAGGCAAUGAAUUCUUUAAGUGUUCGGAUUAUCAACAAGCAAUCAAUGAAUACAACACUAGUUUGAACUAUGAACCAACGGCUGCUGUUUAUAACAAUCGAGCACUUGUUUAUUUGAAGCAGAAAAAAUACAUGGAAUCAAUUCGAGAUUGUGAUGAAUGUUUGAAAUUAGAACCGGAAAAUGUUAAGGCAUUUCUUCGAAAAUGUGAUGCGUUGAUUGCCACAGAUCGGAAGAAUAUGGCUUACAAACUAUAUGCACAAGUUUUAAAAAUAGAUCCUGAGAAUGCCAUCGCCAAAAAAGCCUUGAUAAACAUUCCAUUACGUCUUGAAAUUGAAGACGUGAACGUACAAUCUCAGGUAGUCAAGUCGACAGAAACUAAACCACCGAAUGAUGAUGAGGAUGAUGAAAGUGAUGACAUUUUAAAGAGAUUGAUUAUUCCAAAAAAAAUUGUUCCGAGUAAAUAUGAAAGGGCCAUGUCCAACUUGAAACGUUUAACAAAUCAAAAAGCUGAUAAACACAAUACCUUUUAUUAGAACCACCAAACAUAGCAGAAUUAUGAUAAAAAGCCAUUUAACAUUUUGUUUCUCUGAAAUAAGCAUCAUUUGAUAAAAUCAAAAACAUCGGAUAACAGUUAU